Molecule: messenger RNA, 1858 nt
Organism: Durio zibethinus
Lineage: Eukaryota; Viridiplantae; Streptophyta; Magnoliopsida; Malvales; Malvaceae
Source: RefSeq, a predicted model, not a curated record
AGUUAACAUCAAACAGCUUCUAAUUUCGUAAUUUCACAAAGCAUAGAAAAAUUCUCGGCAAUUACUUCAAAUUCUUCGUCCUUCCAUUGAACACUAGAAUCUCAGCGCAAACAAACACACAUAUAGAGUUGGUUGAAGUGUUAACAUUCCAAAGUCGGUCUUGGUUGUUUUAAUUUUUAAAAUAAUAAAAAUAAAAACCCAACAAAGCCCAAACCAAACGCAUCAAAUUGUUGAUCUGAAAUUUCCUUCGGAUCUACACCAAAAUUUUCCUGUUUCCCAUGGCGAUCUCUCACUGUUUUUUUGUUUUUCUUUUGAUAUCUUCUUUUGUUUCUCUUGGUUUUGCGGAGAUCCGUUUCACGGAGAUCCGAUCCGAUGACCGAUCUAUAAUCCCGUUCGAUGAGUUCGGCUUCACCCACACCGGCCGACUCGAACUCAACGUCUCCCAGAUCGCACUCUCAAACCCCAAAUCCGACCUCGAUUUGACCAAAGUAGGAUUCUUCCUCUGCACGCGCGACUCUUGUAUGCACGUGCUCCAACAACUGCAAGACCGGGAGACCACGUGCGCACUCAAAUCCGAUGUCGUCAAGCUCGUCUCCAGCUUCAAGUCUCUCAACGGGAAAUCCAGCUUGAACAUCGUUUACGAAGAAAACGAUGCCGAUCAAUACACGCUCGUCUUCGCUAACUGCCUUAGUCAAGUCAAAGUAUCGAUGAACGUCCGAUCGGCGAUGUACAAUCUCGAUGGUAAGAACAACCGCCAGGAUUAUCUCUCCGCCGGCAAAACAAUUCUCCCUAGGGUUUACUUCCUUUUGUCCCUCGUUUAUUUCACUCUCGCAGGGAUUUGGAUUUACGUGCUUUACAAAAAACGACUUACAGUUUUUAGAAUCCAUUUCUUUAUGCUGGCCGUGGUUAUUUUAAAAGCGUUUAAUCUGGUAUGCGAAGCAGAGGAUAAGUCUUAUAUUAAACGAACCGGAAGUGCUCAUGGCUGGGAUGUUUUGUUUUACAUAUUCAGUUUCCUGAAAGGAAUCAUGCUUUUUACGCUGAUCGUUUUGAUUGGAACCGGCUGGUCGUUUUUGAAACCUUACUUGCAAGACAAGGAGAAGAAGGUUUUGAUGAUCGUUAUUCCACUUCAGUUUGUUGCUAAUAUUGCCCAGGUUGUUAUUGAUGAGACUGGUCCUUUCGGUCAGGAUUGGAUCACGUGGAGGCAAGUGUUUUUGCUUGUUGAUGUUGUUUGUUGCUGCGCGGUGUUGUUCCCAAUUGUUUGGUCGAUUAAGAACUUGCGUGAGGCAGCCAGGACGGAUGGGAAAGCCGCGGUGAAUUUGAUGAAGUUGACUCUGUUUAGGCAGUAUUACAUUGUGGUGAUCUGUUAUAUUUACUUUACGCGUGUCGUGGUUUAUGCUUUGGAGACCAUUACCUCGUAUAAGUAUCUUUGGACCAGUGUGGUGGCCGGGGAGUUGGCCACACUCGCCUUUUAUGUUUUUACAGGGUAUAAGUUUAAGCCAGAGGCACAUAACCCAUAUUUUGUGAUUGAUGAUGAAGAGGAGGAGGCUGCAGCAGAGCAGUUGAAGCUUGAAGAUGAAUUUGAAUUGUGAUAGCAUUAUUGAGAAAAAAAUGGGAAUGAUUAAAGAAAGUGGUGCAGAGGAUCAAACUGGGACAGUUGGAGUAGAAGCAUGAUCAUCAAAAUGGGUACCAAUGUUAAGAAAAAACUGUGAUAAUGCAUGCUUGUUUUUACUUGUUAUGCAUCUACUGUUACUUUUUCUUUUUUAAGUUGAUAGGAUACUUUUUAAACUGUGACGCACGUUUGUGAAUUUGAUGGCCUGCAUAACUACAAAUAUAAAAUUUAUGCCUUACUUUUUGUUCA